AAUUACCAGCAAAGGAUGGAGAACAUCCUGGCUAGUUUGUGUGGGACCAGCCCAGAAGAUCCACUCCCUGUGUGGAUUCAUGGCAGCAUUGGCCAUUGCUUUAACCAGCUGACAUUAAAUGUGAUUCCUCAUGUGAUACUUGCAGUGGUCAGUGCCUGCUUCCUUGGCACUCCGAGGUCUGGCUCCGGUGUGCCUUGCAGGCCAAGCUGGGGAUGGAGAAUUGCGACCUCCUUUGUACUUGCUGGCCUAUUCUUUGCUGACACCAUCCCAGCCACCAUUUCCCAGCAGGAGCUAGGCCCUGUGUACCUGGAAGUGCUGGCCAAUGGCACCGCUGCACUGACAUGGCUGGUGCAUGGCUUUGCUCUUCUCAUGCUCUGCAGGUCGAUUCAUGGCUUCAGCAGGGGCCCUGCAGUCCUGGCUCUCCUCACUCUCCUACCCCUACCUUCCUUCAUCAUCACACUAGUGUGGUACUGCCAGAGUGGGACAGCUUGGUCCCCUUCCCACCCCGGGGUCUCCUGCAGGUUUGCCAUUCUCUGUCUGCAGCUGGCCUCUCUGCUUGCCUAUGUGAUCAGCUACCUCUUCCCCACUGCUGGCAGGCAAGACUUCCUCUCCAUCAAUCGCUCCUGGCAACAAGACCAGCCCAUCUCAGAGCCAGGGAUCCCAGUGCCUGGCCAGCAGAGAGUGGCAGAAGAUGGUGAGAGCUGGCUCUCACGCUUCUUUUACACCUGGAUGAACCCCCUUAUGAAGCUUGGCUACCAGCAGAAGCUGAACCAGCCACAGGAUGUCUAUGUGCUUCCUCGCCAGCUCCAGGCUGCCAGGGUCUGUGGCCGGUUCUACUCUUGCUGGCAGAAGAAGGCAGCUCUUCACCAAGCAGAGGAGGAGACGGUGUCUCUUACCAGCCCAAUCAUUGCUGGAGGUAAUGGGAAUAAUGAUGCUCCAGACAGCCCACACCAUGCCCAAAAAGCUGUGCGCCUCGUGUCAGUCCUGCAUGCAGCCUUUGGGCUUCGUUUCUACACCCUAGGACUUCUCAAGCUGUCUGGCAGUCUGCUGGAUUUUUCAGGUCCUCUGCUUCUGAACUUGCUGGUGAACUUCAUGGAGUCACGGCAGGAGCCCCUGAGCCAUGGGGUUCUGUAUGCCCUCGGGCUCUUUGCUGGCUCCUUCCUGGGUGCUCUCUUGCGGAACCAGUUCAGCUACGAGAUGAACAAGAUGGCGCUGAUGGUGCGGGCCGCCGUCAUCUCUGCCAUCUACCGCAAGGCUCUGCGUGUCAGCAGCACCAGCCUUGCCCGCUUCACUGUGGGGGAAAUUGUCAACUUCAUGAGCACGGACACCAAUAGGUUGGUCAACUUCUGCCGCAGCUUCCACGAGCUGUGGAGCCUGCCUGUCCAGCUUGCCAUUACCCUCUACCUCCUCCACCAGCAAGUGGGGGUAGCCUUUCUGGGAGGCAUGGCCCUGGCUCUGCUCCUCGUGCCCAUCAACAAGAUCAUAGCUAACCGCAUCAUGGCAAACAAUGAGAAGAUGCUGAAACACAAGGACACACGAGUCAAGCUAAUGACAGAAUUCCUAUAUGGCAUUCGUGUGGUCAAGUUUUAUGCCUGGGAGAAGCAUUUCAGCAGCAGGAUAAAUGCCUGCCGGGCUAAGGAGCUGCAGAAGGUGCGGGCCGUCAGUUACCUGGAUGCUUUGUGCGUGUACAUGUGGGCAGCAGUGCCUGUUGUUGUCUCCAUCGCCAUCUUCGUCACCUAUGUCCUGUUGGGUCACCAGCUCACUGCCACAAAGGUGUUCACAGCAUUGGCCCUUGUUGGGAUGCUUAUUCUACCCCUCAACGGCUUCCCUUGGGUGUUGAAUGCGAUCUUGGAGGCCAAAGUUUCCCUGGAUCGAAUCCAGCAAUUCUUUGAACUCAUGGACCAGGACCUGGAAGCAUAUUAUGCCCUAGAUAGUCCUUCAGAUACUACUACUGCCAUGGAGAUGCACUAUGCAGCCUUCUCCUGGGUGCCAGUUGAGGAGGAAAGCACCAGGCAGCCCUCAUCCACAGGCACUCUGCAACUGCACAUUGAGAACCUGUCAGUGAAAAAGGGAGCGCUCCUGGGGGUUGUUGGGAAGGUUGGCUCUGGCAAAAGCUCUCUGCUUGCAGCCAUCACUGGAGAGCUCAUUAAACAAGGUGGACAAGUGUAUGUUUGUGACCUGGAGCAAGGAUUUGGUCUGGCCACACAGGAGCCUUGGAUACAGUUUACCACUGUCCGUGAAAACAUCCUUUUUGGGCGAGAAUAUGAUGCCGGGCUGUACGAGGAGGUGCUGGAGGCCUGUGCCCUCUCUGAGGACCUAAAAAUUUUACCAGCAGGUGACCAGACAGAGGUGGGUGAAAAUGGUGUGACACUCAGUGGGGGACAGAAGGCUCGAAUAGCCCUUGCCAGAGCCAUUUACCAGGAGAAAGAACUUUACCUCCUUGAUGAUCCCCUGGCUGCUGUUGAUGCAGAUGUAGCCAACCAUAUUAUGCGGAAAUGCAUUUUUGGAGCUCUCAAACAUAAGACCAGGGUCCUUUGCACUCACAGGACAGAGUUUCUGGAGAAGGCUGAUGCCUUGUUGCUGAUGGACAAUGGCAGGAUAGUUAAGACAGGCACACCAGCUGAUAUCCUGCCGCUUGUUGAAGCCUUCCCCAAAUUCAAGGAUACAAACAAGGGGCAUAAGGAUAAAGCCCCUAAUGAACAAGGACAGGAAGAGGCCAUAAAGACAGAGGCAGAAGAACCAACCCAAAACAGUAAUCUCAUCCACAAGGAGGAAGAGAAAAAAGAAGGGGCAGUGGCUUUUGAGGUGUACAAGGCCUAUUGGAUGGCAAUGGGUAGCUGCUUGGCAAUAUCAAUCCUCUUCUCACUGUUCCUGAUGCAAGCAUCCAGAAAUAUCUCGGAUUGGUGGCUGUCAUACUGGAUCUCCAGCAUAUCCCAGACAGCAAAUACCUCUGUGAUGGCCUGCUCAGUUUCCCUGCCUUCCCCAGAGCUGCUUCUCUUCUCCACUGCUGGGCUUUUUUCCCCCAUUCAAGAUUUGGUCAAGACCCCAGCCCCUCACAAUGGCUCAGAGGAUGUGAAUUUCUACCUGAUAGUUUAUGGGAGUAUUGCAGGGGCCAACUCCCUCUUCACCAUCAUUCGGGCGUUCCUUUUUGCUUUUGGCGCUGUCCGUGCUGCUAGUGUCAUUCAUGACCGACUGCUGCAAAGGAUUCUAAAGGCCACAGUCACCUUCUUUGACACCACACCAAUAGGCCGGAUCCUGAACCGCUUCUCCUCAGACAUAUACUGUGUGGAUGACAACCUGCCAUUUAUACUCAACAUCUUCCUAGCCAACAUCUACGGGCUCUUGGGCAUGGUGGUGAUAAUGACCUAUGGCCUCCCUUGGAUUGGCCUGGUCUUGCUCCCUCUGGCUGUAGUCUACUUCUUCAUUCAGCGCUAUUACCGAUUCACAUCCCGGGAGCUGAAGCGCCUCUACAGUGUCACCCUGUCUCCCAUUUACACCCACUUCUCAGAGACCCUCUCAGGACUGAGCACUAUCAGAGCCAUGCGGGCAGCAAAGAGGUUUGAGUUAGAGAAUCAGCUGCGUCUGGAGCAGAACCAGCGCUGCCUCUUUGCCAGCAACACAGUGAUGGAGUGGCUGGACAUCCGCUUGCAGAUGAUUGGGGUUGCUGUGGUUACUGCUAUUGCAGGGAUUGCCAUCAUCCAGCACCAGAAGCAGCUGGGAAAUCCAGGACUUGUGGGCUUGUCACUCUCAUAUGCCCUGUCUGUCACAAACCUGCUCUCAGGCCUCAUUGCCAGUUUCACUCAGACAGAGAUCAUGAUGGUGAGUGUGGAGCGGACAGAGGAGUACACCACAGACACACCCAUGGAGCCCCAGGAUAAACUGGUCCAGGUCUCUACUGACUGGCCAAGUGAGGGACUUGUAGAGUUCCAACAAGUGGUCCUGGCAUACAGAGCAGGCUUGCCAAAUGCACUUGAUGGUGUGAGCUUCACUGUUUACCCUGGAGAGAAGCUGGGGAUUGUGGGUCGCACAGGAUCUGGGAAAUCCACCCUUUUCUUGGCCCUUUUCCGUAUGGUGGAGAUGAAAUCAGGCCGGAUUCUCCUGGAUGGUGUUGACAGCCAGCUGGUGGGCUUGGAGGAGCUGAGAUCUAGGCUGGCCAUCAUCCCGCAGGAUCCAUUUUUGUUCAGUGGCUCAGUCAGAGAAAACCUGGACCCCCAGGGAAAAUGGACGGAUGCUGAGCUCCGUGAGGUGCUGGAGCAGUGCCACCUGUGGGAUGCUGUUACUCAGAUGGGUGGACUGGAUAGCAAUCUGGGAGAGAGGGGAAAGAGUCUGUCUGUGGGACAGAGGCAGCUGGUGUGUCUGGCCAGAGCCCUCCUGACGCAGGCCAAGGUGCUGUGCAUUGAUGAGGCCACAGCCAGUGUGGAUGAGAAGACAGACCAGCUGCUGCAGCAGACCAUCCGCCAGCGCUUCGCUGACAAAACUGUUUUGACAAUUGCUCACAGGCUGAACACCAUCCUGGACUCAGACCGUGUCCUGGUAAUGCAAGCUGGGAGAGUGGCAGAGCUGGAUUCACCUGCCUCCCUAAGCCAGAAAGAUGGCUCCUUGUUCCAGCGCCUCCUGCACAGCAGGCAGCAGUGACCUCCCUCCUGGGCUCAGCCCAGGCAGCCUUUCCAGCUGGCUUUCCUCUCACC
Cinclus cinclus is the source of this 4688-nucleotide messenger RNA. RefSeq names its product ATP binding cassette subfamily C member 10 (gene ABCC10). Gene Ontology annotation, molecular function: ATP hydrolysis activity; ATP binding; ABC-type transporter activity. Gene Ontology annotation, biological process: transmembrane transport. The coding region runs from base 16 to 4635 and encodes 1539 amino acids. The record is from RefSeq and is a predicted model, not a curated record. Lineage: Eukaryota; Metazoa; Chordata; Aves; Passeriformes; Cinclidae. Gene Ontology annotation, cellular component: membrane. The transcript is spliced from 21 exons.